GAAGACUUGGGAUUAUAACAUAUAACAGAAAAUUAAGCAACACCUAACUAAGAAAAUGAGCAUUGGCAUUGCAAUUAGAGUUGCUGUUAUGAUAGGCAUAGCGGUAUGCCUUGCCUCCAUUGCAAAUGCUGCACAAGGCCUUGCCGUUUGGUAUAAAAACGACAGUAAAAAACCGAUGCCUCCUUAUACUCCUUCAAAAUGCUAUGGAAAUCAAAAUAAUGGGCUAAUAGUUGCUGGGGUAAGUGAUGCCCUGUGGAAUAAUGGAGCAGCAUGUGGAAGAAGGUACAGAGUCACAUGCAUCGGAGGUGCAAACAAAGCACCGCAUCCUUGCAAACGAGGCAGUGUUGUAGUGAAGAUCGUCGAUUAUUGUAGCAGAGGCUGCAUGGGAGACAUUAAUCUCUCACAAGAUGCCUUCUCCCGAAUCGCUGAUACUGAUGCUGGCAUAGUCAGAGUUCAGUAUGACCAGGUUUGAAGCUUUCGUGGGGGGGAGAGUUUUUCAGGUUAGUUUAAGUACUAUAAAAUAAGGCGUAUGAUCAAUUGAUCCUGGAGGUUGGCUACUUCUACUUCAAGAAUGUGAUACUAGCUAGUGUAAAAAGUCAUACAUAAGACUAUGAGAAAACCAACAAAAAAUUAAUAUUAAAAAAAAAAAAAAUCGUGAGAAUAAUAAAUUUUAAAGGAUCACAUGAGGCUCUUUGAAUUCCAGUUCUUUAAAUUUGUACUUAAUUAAUUAUUAUCUGCUAAUCCAUCGGGCAAUGAGAUUUAAUAUAAAAGAUUUAUGCAGGGUUGCAACUUGGCAAA
Molecule: messenger RNA, 798 nt
Organism: Jatropha curcas
Lineage: Eukaryota; Viridiplantae; Streptophyta; Magnoliopsida; Malpighiales; Euphorbiaceae
Product: EG45-like domain containing protein
Biological process (GO): systemic acquired resistance
Cellular component (GO): cell wall; apoplast
Source: RefSeq, a predicted model, not a curated record